Molecule: messenger RNA, 2142 nt
Organism: Spodoptera littoralis (African cotton leafworm)
Lineage: Eukaryota; Metazoa; Arthropoda; Insecta; Lepidoptera; Noctuidae
Source: the annotation of a GenBank genome assembly
AUGGAUAGUAAAACUACAAAAAUGCCCAAAGUGGCAAAGGUGAAAAACAAAGCGCCCGCAGAGAUACAAAUUACUGCUGAACAACUUUUGAGAGAAGCCAAAGAGCGAGAUUUAGAGAUUUUACCACCACCACCAAAACAGAAAAUAUCUGAUCCAGAAGAGCUUAGAGACUAUCAGCAUCGCAAGAGAAAAGCAUUCGAAGAUAAUAUCAGAAAGAACAGACUUGUUAUAGGAAAUUGGCUCAAAUAUGCUCAGUGGGAAGAAUCACAAAAGCAAGUCCAAAGGGCUAGAUCCAUUUAUGAGAGAGCUCUUGAUGUGGACCACCGAAAUGUUACCUUAUGGUUGAAGUAUACAGAAAUGGAGAUGAGGAACAGACAAGUGAACCAUGCUCGCAACCUGUGGGACAGAGCAGUCACUAUACUGCCAAGAGUCUCUCAGUUUUGGUACAAGUACACCUACAUGGAGGAGAUGUUGGAAAAUGUUGCAGGAGCCAGACAGGUCUUUGAACGUUGGAUGGAGUGGCAGCCAGAUGAACAAGCAUGGCAAACAUAUAUAAACUUUGAGCUAAGAUAUAAAGAACUCGAUAGAGCUAGACAAAUCUAUGAAAGAUUUGUUAUGGUGCAUCCUGAUGUUAAGAACUGGAUCAAAUAUGCAAGGUUUGAAGAAAAUCAUGGAUUUAUAAAUGGUGCAAGAAAGGUAUUUGAAAGAGCUGUUGAGUUCUUUGGUGAUGAGGAUCUUGAUGAAAGACUAUUCAUUGCCUUUGCAAAGUUUGAAGAAAAUCAAAAAGAGCAUGAUAGAGCUAGAGUUAUCUACAAAUAUGCAUUAGACCACAUUCCAAAAGACAGAAAUAAGGAAUUGUAUAAAGCUUACACUAUUCAUGAGAAAAAGUAUGGGGAUAGAUCUGGUAUUGAAGAUGUUAUUGUAAACAAGAGAAAGUAUAUGUAUGAACAGGAAGUUAUUGAGAAUCCCACCAACUAUGAUGCCUGGUUUGACUACAUAAGACUUGUUGAGAAUGAAGGAAAUGUUGAUGAUAUCAGGGACACCUAUGAAAGAGCUAUAGCAAAUGUGCCUCCUUCGAAGGACAAGCAAUUCUGGCGACGAUACAUAUACUUGUGGAUUAAUUAUGCUUUAUAUGAAGAAUUAGAAGCAGAAGACGCUGAAAGAACAAGGCAAGUUUAUAGAACAUGUCUGGAACUAAUACCACACAAGAUAUUUACAUUUUCUAAAAUAUGGCUAAUGUAUGCUCAAUUUGAAGUAAGGUGUAAAGAUUUAAAACAAGCAAGAAAGACCCUAGGUAUGGCUCUUGGCAUUUGUCCCAGAGACAAGCUUUAUAGAGGCUACAUUGAUUUGGAGAUUCAAUUGAGAGAAUUUGAUAGAUGUAGAAUAUUAUACCAAAAGUUUUUGGAAUAUGGCCCAGAAAAUUGUAUAACAUGGAUAAAGUUUGCAGAGUUAGAAACAUUGCUGGGUGAUACUGACAGGGCUAGAGCUAUUUAUGAAAUAGCAGUAGGGCAGCCAAGACUUGACAUGCCUGAGCUCUUAUGGAAAAGUUACAUAGACUUUGAAGUACAACAAGGAGAAACAGAAAAAGCAAGACAACUUUAUGAAAGGUUGUUGGAGAGAACAGUCCAUGUAAAAGUUUGGCUUUCUUACGCAAAGUUUGAAUUAAAUGCUGAAAACGCUGACAAUAUAAAUGUAGAUCUGGCUAGGCGUGUCUAUGAGCGUGCUAAUGAUAGCCUCCGAAGUGCUGGUGAAAAAGAGGCCAGAGUACUUCUACUAGAAGCAUGGAAAGAUUUUGAAACUGAAAUAGGUGAAGAAGAAAAACUUGAAAAGGUUCUGUCCAAGAUGCCUAGAAGAGUUAAAAAGAGACAAAAGAUUAUUAGUGAAAGUGGAGUUGAAGAAGGGUGGGAAGAAGUAUUUGAUUAUAUUUUCCCAGAGGAUGAAAUGGUUAGACCUAAUCUUAAGCUGCUUGCUGCUGCAAAACAAUGGCGCAAACAAAAAGAAGUCUCACAACCACCAGAAUCAGAAUCUAGAACUGACCAUGAAGAAAGGCAGGAGAAUGAUGAUGAUGAUGAUGAUAGUGAAGAAGAAGAACAAACUCCUCCACAACCACAGAACCAGAAUGAAAAAGAGGAUGACAGUUAA